Bufo bufo (common toad) is the source of this 2199-nucleotide messenger RNA. It is a transcript of the gene NCAN, whose product is annotated as neurocan. Gene Ontology annotation, molecular function: calcium ion binding; hyaluronic acid binding. Lineage: Eukaryota; Metazoa; Chordata; Amphibia; Anura; Bufonidae. The coding region runs from base 1 to 2199 and encodes 732 amino acids. Gene Ontology annotation, biological process: cell adhesion. The record is from RefSeq and is a predicted model, not a curated record. The transcript is spliced from 15 exons.
AUGUGCAACAUUUGCCAGUUUGUAAGAUUGUUGGAAAUCAGCCUUGAACCUCUUACAAAGAAAACUGUAACAAUAACUGUUGCAAUGCGUAAUCAUUUGAUCCUGUUGCCGUGGCAAUGCAACCUAGUAGAACAUAUCAUGCAGAGGCUUCUAGCAUUGGGACUCUGGCUUCUUCUUGUGGGCAGUGCAAGCACAAGUGCUGCAGGUAAUGGAGAAAAAGUUAAACCUCUUCAUAUCCAUAGACAUCAACAUGGCCUUGUGCAGUGUGGUUUGGCACAGUCUGUGGCCCUUUCUUGUCUUUUCUCUCUACGUCCUACCCAAUCCGUGCAAGCAUACAAUGUGGUCUCAGAUUUACCGCGCAUUAAAUGGAGUAAAAUUCAGCCUGGGCCGGGCAAGAAAGAGAUAGCUGUUCUUGUGGCAAAAGAGAACGUGGUAAAAAUAUCUAGAGGUUAUGAGGGGAGAGUGUCUCUGCCUGGAUAUGCCCAUAACAGACACAAUGCCACCUUGGUUUUGUCCAAUGCUCGUGCCAGUGACUCAGGUCUAUAUCGUUGUGAAAUUGUCCUGGGAAUUGAAGAUGAGCAAGACACUGUGCCCCUUGAAGUUACUGGUUUGGUGUUUCAUUACCGGGCUGCUAGUAACAGAUAUGCCCUGACAUUCCCCGAUGCGGUACGCUCCUGUGAAGAGAACUCUGGUGUCAUUGCGUCUCCGGAGCAGCUGCAGGCUGCAUUUGAGGAUGGCUUGGACAACUGUGAUGCAGGAUGGCUAUCUGAUCGAACUGUGAGAUACCCCAUCAAAACGCCCAGGCCUGGAUGCUAUGGAGACAGAAAUAAUGUUCCUGGUGUUAGGACGUAUGGAGAGCGAGAACCUCAGGAAACUUAUGACGUGUACUGUUACACUGAGAGUCCUCUAGGAGAUGUGUAUUAUGUGCCUGAAAGGAACUCUCUAGAGGGUGCUCGAAACUCAUGCUUGCUUGAUGGAGGGUCGUUGGCUACAGUGGGUCAGCUGUAUGCUGCUUGGAGAAAGGGUUUAGACCAAUGUGACCCAGGUUGGUUGGCAGACAGUAGUGUUCGCUAUCCAAUACGGAAUCCAAGGAAAAAUUGCGGUGGAGAAGAACCAGGGGUUCGGACACUAUAUCAAUACGCAAAUCGAACUGGAUUUCCUCAUCCUGAGAGGAAGUUUGGGGCCUACUGCUACAAAGAACCUGAUCCAUGUUCUCACAGCCCUUGCCUGCACAUGGGGACCUGUCAAUCUAAUGAGAGCACAUAUAGCUGCAUUUGUCACAAGGGGUACACUGGAGAGAACUGCGAGAUUGAUAUUGAUGAGUGUUUGUCCAACCCCUGUCAGAAUGGAGGGACCUGCAUUGAUGAAAUAAACUCCUUUCUUUGCCUGUGUUUACCAAGCUAUGGAGGAAGCACCUGUGGAAAAGAUACAGAGGGUUGUGAUCACAAUUGGCACAAGUUCCAGGGUUCCUGUUAUCGUUAUUUCCCCCAACGACGGCCUUGGGAAGAGGCUGAAAGAGACUGUCGAAGAAGAUCUGGGCACCUGACAAGCAUUCAUUCUCAAGAGGAGCAGGUUUUUAUCAAUAGUUUUGGUCGUGAGAACACCUGGAUUGGUCUCAAUGAUCGGACAGUGGAGCAGGAUUUCCAGUGGACAGAUAAUACAGCAUUGCAAUAUGAGAGCUGGCGAGAUAAGCAGCCUGAUAAUUUUUUUGCUGGAGGUGAAGACUGUGUGGUCAUGGUUUCCCAUGAUGAUGGCAAGUGGAAUGAUGUCCCAUGUAACUACAAUCUGCCCUAUAUUUGCAAGAAAGGGACUGUACUUUGCAGUUCACCUCCAACAGUGAGAAAUGCACAUAUCAUUGGCAAAAAGAAAGAAAAAUACAGCAUCCAUUCCACUGUGCGCUACCAAUGUCAAGAUGGCUUCAUACAGCGACAUAUACCAACUAUCCGAUGUCACAAGAAUGGAAGAUGGGACAAGCUUAGGAUCCUGUGUGUUAAACCCAGAAGACAUCACAGGACACGAAGACAUCAUCACCAGCACAGACACCAUCAGCACGACCAGCAUCACCACCACCACCACAAUAAUAACAAGCAUCACCACCACCACAACCAUCAUCAUCAUCAUCACCAGCACAAAUCCCACCGUGAAAGGAGAAAAGAGGACCAGCAGCAACUGCAGAGAGCUAAGGACACUUACUAUUGA